AUGGGGAGGAAGACAAAGAGAAAACUGCUUAACCUAAUCCUGCUGAAUGUUCCCGGAUUGGGCCAUGCCCAAGAACGCUUUUCACCCCCCUGCAGCCCAUUAGACAAUCUAUCUCAGCCCAAAAGGAAAGUUUUUGGUAGAAGCCCAACUUUCAUAAGGCCCAGGUCUGUUCUUUCUUUUUUCUUGGCAAAACAAUUUUUGACGAGCUCUUACUCGAUAAAAGAGGGUAGUGGACGCCUUCUUAGUUAUGUAGUGAGAGAGUUAGGUUGGUCUUGUCUUUUCUUUUCACAAAACCUGGUGAUUUCAAACCUCUACGCCUUCACGCUUAAUCAUCCCCUCUCAAUCAUAAGGGGCUAUGCAUCUCAACUCUCUCGACCAUUAUUGGAGAAACGGCCUUGGUAUGUGCAACUUAACUCUUUCUCAAGCCUUUUUACUUCAAUAAUCGAUGGUCAUGUUUCGGUUGGCCAUGGACACCAAUCUACCUUCGCAUCGUUCAUUUGGUUAUGGCCUUGUGAUUAUCUAUGGCGUUUCCCACAAACCUUCUUCACCCUUUGGCCAUUAUUUCCAUCGAAAUCCUCUUUGGAACUUUUCAAAAGCUCUUAUGCGUCAACCGCACGAGCCUUCAUUGACCACCAGCUGGUCCGGGAAUUCUCGAAGCUCGUCUUCAAGCAUGAUUCCCUUUUGGCUUCAACAGAUUCUCCAAGUCUUGCAAGCUUCUCAAAGUCGAACACCACUUUGAAAAACUCAUGGAGCCCUUAUCUUUAUGUUCCUUGUAAUUUUGUAUGA
Molecule: messenger RNA, 786 nt
Organism: Arabidopsis thaliana (thale cress)
Lineage: Eukaryota; Viridiplantae; Streptophyta; Magnoliopsida; Brassicales; Brassicaceae
Exons: 3
Coding region: 1-786 (261 amino acids)
Source: RefSeq, marked reviewed